UAUUCUUUCUUCACUGUCUUCUCUUUUGUUUCUAACACCAAACCUCACAUUUUCAUUUUGGGGUUACAAUUACAAACCUAAUUCACAUCAUUUUCUGCUGAACAUACUAUGGACCUGUGGAAUUUGAACUGGCCCUAGCUUAUUUUUUGUCAGAAUCAAUUUUGCCACCCAGCCACUCAAAUAAGCUUAUUUCCAAACACGCGCUAACUCUUUUUUGUUUCCGUCUGCGCGGUGCUACCGUUACAAAUCUCGGUUCAUUGAUUAGCACAUUUAGACAUGUUUAUAUUCUAAAAGUUGUGCAAACAUGAUGCAUUCUGUAAAGGGUGGCUGGCGCCACUCAUUUGCCCUUGCCAAACAUAAUGAAUCUGAAGGAAGAAAGACUAGGAUUCGACGUUCAAAGGAGGAAAGAAAGGCAAUGGUGGAAUCCUUUAUAAAGAAGCACCAAGAGGAAAACAAUGGAAACUUCCCAUCCCUUAAUCUUACACAUAAAGAAGUUGGUGGCUCUUUCUACACAGUGCGGGAGAUUGUACGAGAUGUAAUUCAAGAAAAUAGAGUGUUGGGCCCUGCUAAGUUCACUUUAGACGAGCAAAGCAUUGAUCAAUUUUUCGAACAGAAUCCAUUGGGUUCAAUUGCAAGAGAUCCUCAACCUUUUCUGGAGGCAUCCUCUAAUGAAAAUCAUCCUGAGCUUAGCAAAGUUAAUGAUAUAGAUGGAAAAAUGCUUUCUGUUUCGGAUGGGCAUUAUACUGAAGCUGAGCAUCAGGUGGUUGGCAAAGGUCAUAUGAUAAAUGUUGGCCAUGUAAAUGUGACAGACAAGGAGCCCAUUGAAGCUACUGUUGUUUCUGAUGGGUAUUCUGAGCAUUCUAUGGAUGACGUAGGACGUACCAUAAAUCAUAGCCAGGUUGACGUGACAAGCAAAAAAUCUGUAGAAGCUACAGUUGUUUCUGAUGGGUAUCAUACUGGGACUGAGCACAAUAUUGCUGACAAAGGGCAUGCCAUAAAUGGCAGCAAGGUAGGUAUAAUAAACCAAGAAUCUGACGAAGCUAAUGUUCCUGAGAUACAGGUAAGUGAGCCUAUGGCGUCCAAACAGAGUGUUGAACAAGAGUUGGCAGUUCCUGCAACACUGGAUGUAGAGACAUUUCCAUUAAGGUCUGUUGCUCGGACUACCGAUGGAAUAGAAGGCUUUGAAGAGUCAAGGGAUAGGAAAAUGUUGGAACCAGAACAAGGUGGGGAGAAGUCUGAAUUAAAUGGGAUAGAGCCUGCAAAGGAUUCUGUGUUAUUGGAUGAUAAAUUUGAGGAUGCCCUUGGAAAUGAAAAAUUAAAGCAAGUCUCUAACACUGAGCAUGAUAAGGAGAAAACUCUGGGAGAUACAUUAGAAGAAAACACAAACCAUUCGACGCCUAAUGAACAUUUAAGUCAUGAAUUUGAAGAUUCCACUGACCCUCAAGUUAGAGUAUCUCUUCAAAACACCUUUGAGACCACUACCCAAAGCAAGAUGAAAGAUGGAGCCAAGAUAAGCACUCCAAAUGGCUUUCAAGCCAAGAACCUUGGCCAGACUCACACUGAGGGACCAAAACCUUCAGAGGAAGUCCUGCAUAAAACUGAUAAACAUGGAGUUGAUCUUCGCAGUUCCCAGAGAAGAAGCAACACAACUGUAGACAGGAUCAAUCUAGAAUCAUGGGAUGGAACACCUAAGAACUCUCCAAAACGAGACCCCAACCCUCUUGUAGCUAUUUUGGAAGCUUUUGUCAGUGCGUUUUUGAAAUUUUGGUCGCAGUGAAGAUUUAGUAUUUGUUUUCUUUUCUCUUCCCUUCCAUUGGGGAGAUGAUGUCCUAGACCUGAUAAAGAAUAAUUUUAGCGAGGUUGAUGUGUUCUGUUUUUUUUUUUUUAAUUCCAAUGAUCUUGUUUCAAUAGUUGAGCUGGUUGUAUGGCAUAAGUAACCAUUUGAGCUGUCUUUGGUAAGCACAUGAAAUGCUAACCUCGGUUUGUUUAGCUUCUAUAGAAUCCAUGAUCCGAGAUAUUAGCUUACAUGGUGCAAGUAUAUUUGGAAAUACAAUUGAAAUUGCGUUCGAGUUCAA
Messenger RNA from Lotus japonicus, 2075 nucleotides. RefSeq lists its product as uncharacterized. Lineage: Eukaryota; Viridiplantae; Streptophyta; Magnoliopsida; Fabales; Fabaceae. The record is from RefSeq and is a predicted model, not a curated record. The transcript is spliced from 5 exons. The coding region runs from base 305 to 1777 and encodes 490 amino acids.